Messenger RNA from Sparassis crispa, 2802 nucleotides. RefSeq lists its product with no specific name. Gene Ontology annotation, biological process: regulation of chromosome condensation. The transcript has 8 exons. NCBI's taxonomy places the organism in Eukaryota, Fungi, Basidiomycota, Agaricomycetes, Polyporales, Sparassidaceae. The coding region runs from base 1 to 2802 and encodes 933 amino acids. The record is from RefSeq and is a predicted model, not a curated record.
AUGAAGCGCACAUAUAGUCACAAACGAACCCAGCGUCGUGGUCGUGCAGCCACCGAUUCCUCUGAAGGAUCAUCACUUCCAGAAAGCAGCAUUAGACAGCGCAAGCGUCAGAAGAUCGAGGUUGAAGUGGUCGUUCCCGGUCCUUCACCAGGACACGGUAUUAGCGAGGACGUGGACAGUGAUGAGAAGCAAGAAUGCACAGGAAGAUCCUUUCAAGUAAGCAGGGCCACCUCUCAGGUAACGGCGCGAAGAACUCAAUUACCUGCACAUGUACCAUCUUCGGAGGUGCAAGUCACAUAUCUGUCUCGGACGCCUAGUCACUCGCAAGAAUCGUACACAGCUCCAGUUACCCCGUCCCCGAAAUCUCUCACUCGCUCGGAUACACUCCCAGUCGUAUCUGCCGAUCAGGUUGCUCAUUCGCCGUCCCCCAAGAAACCAGCAAGGGACUUAUCGGAAUUGUUUGACUUUUCACUGGCUACCAACAACAAGGCCUCAGCGAAGCGGAAGAAACCCACAAGUAUCGCGAAGCGCAUGCUUGGUCGCUCUCGCACAGAGUCAAGCAUCGGGAGUGCAAGUGCGAGCAGCUCUCUAGAGAAUAUUGGUGCUUUAGCUGCUCCACCAGACCUUGGUCCGGUCAAACUGGCCAAGACUCGAUCCGACGAGAUCAUCGACUUAACCGCUGGCUCUGCGUCCUCGUCGCGCAGUCAUUCAGUCUCUCCCUCGAAAUCUCAGUCCUUGGACGAUAUCUCUUCCCCAAUCGCAGGUGCACGACCCUCAUUGGUCCCUACCAGUAUCCGCACCUAUGCUGGGAAGUCGCGUUCCUUCCUCGUCGCUCUUCCUGCCGCACAGUAUGGUUCUUUAUCUCGCAACAACUCCAACUCUCAGUCUGUUCUAGCAGACGAAGACAAUGUAUACAUCAACAGCCAAGAGGACGACUUCGAGAUUCGAGAAUCGUACACAGAUUUGCGGACACGCUGGGGCGUAGAUGACUCCGAGGAUGAUCCACGGCCUUCUUCACCACUUCACGCGUCUCCGGGAGAUAAAAGCAAACGGAAGGGCAAAGGCAAACAACCCGAUGUUCACGCGGAACCUUUACCAAAUGGGAUGUUGAACGAUCUAAAAAGCAUCACAGAGUUGCGUAGUAAGGGCGAAAGUCGUCGCUUUCUAGACGAAGUCGGGUACCUCUUUGAAGGCUUGGAUGCGAACGGUGCCAUUGGUGUCCGGAGAGCAAGUGCGCUAGAGAUAGUGACCAAACUAUGUGAUGCGGAUUUCGCGCGUAGAGCCAAAGCUGCUGAUUUUCUUGGACGAGCAUGGGAAGUCUUCCGAGAAGCCGGUGCAGGUAAUGGAGACAAGGUUUUGGACACAACCCUCAUCUUCUAUGCUGCUCUGGUAGCACAAGAUUCCCGUGACCUUCAAGAUAUUGCCUCGAAGUCUGACUUCGCGUCAGCGCUGUAUCGUAUGCUGGCCAUUUUAGAACGAGAGAACGACCCCUUGUGGUUGAUCUCUUGCGGCCUUAGCGACGCCGAGCUAAGGAAAGCAGGGAUUUCCAAAGCAGAGAAGACAUCGCUAGCUAUCCUUCACAGCGUAAUUAGGAAAAAGUCCGGGCUUCUUGAGGAAUGGGAUAUCAUCUCGAACCGACUCCUCAUCUCUCACGCGCUGACAGGCUUACCGUCCUCUUCAAAUAUUUCAACCCACUUAUCAUCACUACUGAGAAGUCUCACUACAGAGCUCAAACCAAUACCCUCACGCGUUUCUGCGUUCACCUCUGGUCUUCCUCUCUUUCCCUCGCCUUCAUCCUCGUCAUAUAUGGAUAUACCUUCUUUGGUUCAUGUGGAUCACUGUCUACAGCUUCUUGAUUCUUACCUACUGGGCCGCUGGACGGACAGUGGUGCUGAAAAUUCACACGAUACAAGAAGACUCAAUGCUCAACGUGAAGACGGCUUGGGCGAGAAGCUCAUGGCACUCUGCGUCGCGUGCGACGUGCAAUCUCGAGACGCACAACGUCAAGAACAGCAUCACUUGGUCUACCGAUGUUUGGAAUCUGCAUUUCGCGUGCUGAUCAACCUAACACAUGAUGAUCUUCCGUGGUGUCAAGCCGUCCUUGAUGCAGACUUCGCACUAGUGACGAUUGUCCGUCUUGUAAUUAUGUCUCAACGGCAGCGCGGUCGAGUCUUGGUGAAACGCGAGGAUGAACAGCUAGAUGCGCCGGAUGAUACAGAAGAGACAGCAUCGUCGCUAGAUCGGUUGUGUCUUGCGCUUGGGCUCCUGACAAACCUGGUGCAGGUAUCGCAUGAAGCCAAGGAUGCAACGAGAAAUACCUUGCUCGGUUUCGCCUGUUCCGGCAAACGUGCUUGCAUGUUGAGCUGCAGUUGCGUGUCUCGUGUCAGCGCACUGGAAUGCCUGGUCCUGGUCUACUUGCAACAUUGCAAGUCAGAGCACGAGCUCGAUCCAGUUGUCCGCGGUCAUAUGGCUGUGCUCUUCGGAUUGCUAAUGAAGGAUAACCCAGACAAUCAGCGAGUCGUUCUUCAAUCCUUGCCUGGAUCAUCCGAUAGGAAGAAGCUUAAAUCCCUUGUUGAACAUGCGCGCGAGUUUACGCUGUUCUAUGUGGAAUUCACCAAGAAGGUAUCAGCGGCUGUCUCCCAACCGCAGCUUGACGACGAAGGAGGGGAGCCAGACGCCGAGAGCGGCAUCGUGAGCGGAAUAGACGAGAGCGUCGAGAGGGUGUUGCGGGAUGCCCAUGGAGAGACGGUUGCGCGCGAGGUGAUCUCAUUCCUAGAGGUCCUGGAACAAGAAAAACACUAG